AUGGGAAAUAAUGCUGGUUCACUAAAGAGAGAUUUUAUCAUUGGAUCACCAUUAAACAUUAAAAAUGCUUUAUGGGAUUCAAUAAAUCAUUGUCAAAAAUUUGAAGUCAAAGAUACAAAGAAAUCUUUGGGGAAAAAUUAUCUUAUAUUUAUUAAAAAUUUUCCAUCAAAAUCACAAUCAACCAUUCAGUAUCUUACUUGCCAAAAAGCUAUUCAGAAUUUAAAAUUACUACGGCAUCCUUAUAUUUUGGAGUAUGUAUAUUCAAUUGUUAUGCCUACGCAAAUAGUUUUAGUUACUGAAGAUGCAAAAGAUUUGACAAGUUCACUAGUUUCACUUAGUGGAUUUGAUGUCCUUACAGGUGUAUAUCAUAUUUUAGAAGCUCUUGUUUUUCUAGAGACUAAAGCAGGUAUGAGACAUAAUUCAGUGUGCCUUGAAAAUAUAUUUGUCCUAAGAAAUUGUCAUUGGGUUUUGGGUGGUUUAGAAUAUGCAGCAAAAAUUGAAGAUUCUCAGAAUGUUCCAAAGACUGAUAUAAAAGGAUUUGGAAGUAUACUAGAAUUUUGUUUUAGAACAAUGGUUAAUAUAAUGAAUGAAAAAUCUAGAGAUUCUAUGGAAGAUUUAAUAUCUAAAAUAAAUACUGAUGAAAUUGUAACUUUUGAUGAAAUAUAUAAUAAUUAUCAAGAUGCUUUCAAUAAUAAUUUAGUUAUAAUUGAAAAAUUCCUCAUGAAUUUGCCUUUAAAAACAAUUGAUGAAAAGGAAGCUUUUUUUUCAAAUAUAAUAAAUGAUUUAAAAACAAUUCCAAAUCAAAUUAUUGGGGAAAGACUUUUAAAAUCAUUUCUAAAUCCAUAUAUGCGAUUAGAACCACUUGCGCAUAAGGGGUUUUAUGACCAUUUUUUUAAAAGUGCCGAAGAUGGUGGAAUAUUGACUCUUACCAACUAUAAAAUGUAUUUAAUACCAGCCUUAUUAAAUGAAUUUAAUGUUUAUGAAAUUGGAAAGCGCAUAUUUUUAUUAAAUUACUUUGAGAUAUAUAUAAAAUAUUUAGAUAGUGAAACUUUAGAAAAAAAAAUAUUACCACAACUACAAAUUGGGUUAAAAGAUAUAAAUGUGGAAAUUGUUUCUAAGACAUAUAAGGCACUGGGAUCGUUAGUAUCUUUAGUUGGUGUAGAAUUAGUUACAGGAAACAAACCAAAAAAACUUUUUGCUGAUGGAAGGCUUAAAAAUAUAAAUCCAAAUUUUGAUAAUAACUACUUACAAACAUUACAAUGUAAUAAAGAGAUACCUAAUGAAAUUAAGGAAUAUAAUACUACAAUUGAUUUACCUAAUAUAGAUAAAACAAAACAUUUGCAUACUAUAAGAGAAAACAUAAAUUCAUCAGUAGCACCAAAAUCUAGUACAAAUUCAAAGUCAUCUACACCAAUUGAACCUCCUGAGAUAGAUUAUUUUGCCGAUAUGGAGCCUGAAAUAGAAGCAGGACCAACAUUAGAUGACAUUUUUAUGCAACGUGCUGCUAUUGAAGGGGUAAUAUUAAAAACGGAUAAUAAUAAAGAAAAACUGUCUUCAAAGUUUGCUAUUUCAAUGACAGAGACAGAUGAAACAUUAGCUGAAGAUGCAUGGUUAUCAGAUUCCGAAGAUUUACUAAAAAAUACUACAUGUUAA
Molecule: messenger RNA, 1653 nt
Organism: Strongyloides ratti
Lineage: Eukaryota; Metazoa; Nematoda; Chromadorea; Rhabditida; Strongyloididae
Product: Protein-associating with the carboxyl-terminal domain of ezrin
Exons: 4
Coding region: 1-1653 (550 amino acids)
Biological process (GO): protein phosphorylation
Molecular function (GO): protein kinase activity; ATP binding
Source: RefSeq, a predicted model, not a curated record